UCCAAAUCAUAUAGUCUCGGAGCUUGGCCGAUACGACGUUUUCGUUCAUGUUUGGAAAGCCGAUACCAAAGUAACGAGCAAACUUUGCGUCGGCGUAGACGGCCUGGGCACUGACCCUCAGGUUUCGAUCCCUGUCCCAAGCAAGUCUAUACUAUCUCUCCGGUACUGUUCAACCUCUCAGAUCCGGUAUAUUUAACUCUAGUCUUGCAUUUCCUUAUAUCUACUAGGUGAUCUCUAAAUCAAGGCCUAGGAUUUCAAAAAACCUAGAACUUAUUUCUGUUGAGAGCUCUAAGUCUUGAGAUUCACUUGAUUGGAAUCCUGAUCUCGGGAUUGUGAUUUUUGGGAGUGGGAAUUGUAUUUUUCUAUUUUUUGGGUGGGUUAUCAAUUUUGUUGCUUGGAAUUUUUGGAGUUGGAUUUAAUUGGAUUUGUUGAACCGGAAUUACCGAUUUUGAGAUUCAUUUUCUUGGGAAUUGGGAUUGUGAAUUUUGGUGUUGGGAAGUUUUGGGAUUCAGUUCUGGCGAUUUUGGUCGACUCAGUUUGUUGGUUUUGAAGUUCAUAUUUGAUAAUGGAUGGUAAUAAGGAUGAAGCGUUAAGAUGUGUUCGCAUUGCGGAAGAAGCAAUUGCCUCCGGUAAUAAAGAGCGUGCCUUGAAAUUUAUUAAAAUUGCCCAACGCCUAGACCAUAAUUUGCAAGCCGAUGAACUUGUGGCUGCAUGUGAGAAACUUGAUUCGAAGUCUUCUGUUUCUUCAAUCAACGGAGAAUUUGUCAGUGGGAGUAAGAAUGAACCUGGUCCAUUAAAGUCUGGUGGUGGAUUAAAUGGAGAGCGUAAUUGCACUGAAGAACACGUCAAAUUGGUCAGGCAGAUUAAGAGGAAUAAGGAUUAUUACGACAUUCUUGGAGUUGAAAAGAAUUGUUCAGUUGAGGAAAUAAGGAGGGCAUAUAGAAAAUUGUCGCUGAAAGUUCAUCCUGAUAAGAAUAAAGCUCCAGGUUCAGAAGAGGCAUUUAAGAAAGUAAGCAAGGCCUUCAAGUGUUUAAGUGAUGAUGAUUCCAGGAGACAGUAUGAUCAAACAGGUUUGGUGGAGGAAUUUGAGCACAACCAACAGCACAAUGUUAGGCGGAGGAGGAGGAGAACAGGGAAUGACAUAUUUGAUGAUGAUAUUGAUGCUGAUGAGAUAUUCAGGGCCUUUUUUGGUCAAGGAGACAUGUUUCGAGCAAGCCGUGUUUAUAGGACCAGGGGGAUGAACAAUCAUCAGAGGGAGGAUGUUCAUAGAGGACCUAGUUUUAUAGUACUUCUUCAAUUAUUACCGUUUCUGAUAAUUUUCUUGCUGGCUUAUCUGCCCUUCUCAGAGCCCGACUAUUCUUUGCAUAAGAAUCACUCCUACCAAAUUCCUAAGAUGACUGAGAAUUAUGGAGUGGAGUUUUAUGUUAAAUCAUCGGUGUUUGAAAAGAAUUAUCCUCUUGGAAGUCAGGUUCGAGCCAACAUCGAGGACAAUGUGAUCAAGGAUUACAAAAAUAUGCUUUGGCGCUACUGUCACAUAGAGCUCCAGAGGCGUCAAUGGAAUAAGAAUCUGCCAACUCCUCACUGCGAUAAGCUGCAUAACUUAGGAUUUACAUGAAGCUUAUCAGGGUAUAUGCCUAGAAUAUGAGAGAUCUUCUAUAAUAGUAUGAUGAAUAAUAGCUGGUGGAUGAGGUUAAGUUUGGGAUUGAGUUCAGCGGACGUGACUGAGAUUUCCCUCUUCAUUUCAAAACAGACUGUCGAUGGCCUGGUUUGCAAUUUGCAUGGUGGUCUGUGAUUGAUGGGAUCUUCAACAUCCCUAAGCCUGCAGUGAAACUCUGCUUUUUGGGUAGUAUGAUGCGGUUGUAUAAUGUGAGAAUUGCAGAUUCUUAGCAGCCUGGGAAAAGAUCUAAAGAAUGAUGGAAGUUGAAAAUUUGUUUUAAUGUUGGCAAGUUUCUUCUUGUAUUUCCCAGCCCCUCAUGGUAUCAAAUAUUUUUUGUUGGAGGGUAAUGAUAUUCAUCUUAUUAACCAUUAUAGCGUCAAAUGAUUGAAAGAUUAUUUAAUCUUUUUUAUUUA
Molecule: messenger RNA, 2070 nt
Organism: Carya illinoinensis
Lineage: Eukaryota; Viridiplantae; Streptophyta; Magnoliopsida; Fagales; Juglandaceae
Product: chaperone protein dnaJ 49
Exons: 2
Coding region: 566-1615 (349 amino acids)
Biological process (GO): cellular response to misfolded protein
Cellular component (GO): endoplasmic reticulum membrane
Molecular function (GO): Hsp70 protein binding
Source: RefSeq, a predicted model, not a curated record